This is a messenger RNA of Larimichthys crocea (large yellow croaker), 1600 nucleotides long. RefSeq names its product peripheral myelin protein 22a (gene pmp22a). The coding region runs from base 190 to 660 and encodes 156 amino acids. The record is from RefSeq and is a predicted model, not a curated record. The transcript has 5 exons. Lineage: Eukaryota; Metazoa; Chordata; Actinopteri; Sciaenidae. Gene Ontology annotation, cellular component: plasma membrane.
GGGCCUGCAGGGCGGUGUUCUCAGGCGGAGAAAGAGUCUGACUGGGGUGUGUGAGCCACAUCUGGAAUAGUAGCUACAGAGAAGAAGUCGAGAGGAGCCGAUACAUCCCCUAACUCUUCACUUCAGCACUCCAUUUCCACGGACACAAACUUCUUGCUUUGCCUGUUUGACUCUCAUCUACUUGAAAAAAUGCUGCUCAUCCUGCUCGGAGUGCUCAUCUUGCACCUUAUCAUCCUCAUUCUGCUCAUUGUGUCAACAGCAGCCAGUGCCUGGUCUGUAGGUGGGGAUAUGAGCACAGAUCUAUGGUACAACUGUAGGACAAGUAAUGGAGGCUACCACUGCAAGCCAGCCAGCAAUGAAGAUUGGAUCCAGGCAGUUCAGGCCCUCAUGAUCCUGUCCAUACUCUUCUGCUUCUUCUCCCUCAUUGCGUUCUUGUUCCAGCUGUUCAAACUGGUCAAGGGCGGACGCUUCUUCUUCACCGCCAUCUUCCAGAUCUUGGCAAGUGUGUUCGUGAUGUGCGGGGCGAUCAUCUACACCGUGAUGAGUCCGGAUGAUAGACCCGGCACAGAGUUCGGCUACGCCUACGUGCUGGCCUGGGUGGCUUUCCCUCUCUGUCUCAUCAGUGGCCUCAUUUAUAUCGUCCUGAGGAAGAAAGAAUGAGAGAAGGAGCAGAGAAGAAAAGAGGAGGGGUAGUUAGGAUACCCCUUACAACAACAUCGCACUGUGCCUACUGCCCACAGACCAUAGACUGACAUCCCAACAAUACAACAAAAGUGCAUGUGUCACUAACAAUUGUAAACACAAAAUAGAGACCUUUAUCUCUGCUGGAGAUCUUACUUAAGCUGUAUCUCAGUUUCCAUCACAUGCUGAAAAUAUCACCUCGUUGCCUUGUGAAUUGAAGUGUCACUGCUCAUGUUUCCUGUGGUGACUUUAAAAUGUGUUUAGAAAUGAGUUGGUGACAUAUCGACUUUUGUUGCAUGCCGGCACACGACUUCACACAAAUCCAUCGUGCGUGAUAACAAAAGACGAGUAAUCCUGCCUAGCUUUCAGUACAAAGAUGUACAUAGUGUCUGUGGUUUUUAGACAUAUUUAUAACAUUUUUACAUACAUUUUGUACAUAGUGUUGUCAAGUUAACAUUGUCAUGCUCAUUUACGUGAUAAGAGUUUGUGUCUCUCACAAGUCAUGCAGCUGUGCCAAAGAGAUGUCGCUUCAACUGCCAGAGUAUCAGGCUUUUUUUCUUUUUAAUUUUGUCUCUCUUUUUUUAUUGUCGAACCACGUGCCUUACUCAGAAUAGCUGUUCUUCUUGAAGGAAAUGAGAAACUAAAAUAAAAAAAAAGAUAAAAGAACAAUAAGAAGUGCUAAUAAUAAACCCAUGAAGUUUUUUGUUUUUUUUCUGAAAUAUCAUUGUAAUGCCAAAUAAAAAUGUUUUUUCCAUUUUGUAAUCUAGUCUUGAAAAAUGGUGCUUUUUAUUCUGCUAUUCUUGAAAUGUAUACUUUGUGUUGCAAGUGUGUCAUGUCCUGUGAUUAAUUUGCUUUGUACAAACCUAAGUUUGCAUUUUUGUCAGUAUUCUUCUAAAUAAACCCUUUGAAAUGAAUUCUA